UAUUGAACCCUCACCGUCCUGCUUGUCUUCAGCAGCUCAGCAGCACUCCUUUCAGUUCUCCUGUGAACCCGCAGACGAUUUCCAGCCAUAAUGAACACCAGAAGCAUCAGACAAAGUCGCAGCUACACAUCCAGUGUUCCCACCAAGGCUUACAGUGUGUCCGGCCUCAGCUACGGAGGCCCGCGCAUUUCUUCUUCCGUCUCGCGCACCGUUUCCUCUGGCUAUGGUGGAGGAAUGGCCAUGGGUGGUGGCGGUAGCUAUGGUGGAGGAAUGUCCAUGUGUGGUAGCGGUGGCUUCAAUCUGUCCAGUGCCGCGGACCAGAGCUCCAUUCAUCUCAAUGAGAAGGCCACCAUGCAGAACCUGAAUGACCGCCUGGCCUCCUACCUUGAAAAGGUCCGUUCCCUGGAGGCGGCGAAUGCCAAGCUGGAAGUGCAGAUCCGAGAGUACUACGAGAAGAAGGGGCCCGCAGCAGAGAGGGACUACAGCAACUACUGGGCCAUUAUCAACGAUCUGAAGGACAAGAUCGCCGCUGCGACCAUUGCCAACGCCAACGUCCUGCUGCAGAUUGACAACUCCAAACUCGCUGCCGACGACUUCAAAACCAAAUUCGAGCAUGAGCUCAUGAUGCGCCAGUCGGUUGAGGCCGAUAUUGCCAACCUGCGCCGUCUCCUUGACCAGACCACCUUGACAAAGGCCGACCUGGAAAUGCAGAUCGAAGGGUUGCAGGAUGAGCUGGCUUACCUCAAGAAAAAUCACGCAGAGGACCUUGCAGCGAUGCGCUCCCAGCUUACUGGCACAGUCAACGUGGAGGUUGACGCCGCACCUCAGGUAGACCUCAACAAAAUCCUGGACGAGAUCCGUCAACAGUAUGAAGCGAUCACUGAUAAACACAGACGGGAUCAGGAGGCCUGGUUUAAUGAUCAGUCAGCCAGCCUGUCUAAGGAGGUAGCUGUCAGCACUGAAACAAUCCAGACGUCCAAGACAGAGAUCAGUGACCUACGGCGCACACUGCAGGGCUUGGAGAUUGAGCUGCAGUCACAGCUUAGCAUGAAAGGAGCGCUGGAGAACACAUUAGCAGAGACAGAAAAUCGUUACAGCGCCAUGCUUGGCGGAUUCCAGAACACCAUCAACAUGCUAGAAGCUGAACUGGGCAACGUGCGCGCCAGCAUUGAGCAACAGGGUCAAGACUAUAAGAUGCUGCUGGAUAUUAAGACCAGGCUGGAGCAGGAGAUCGCCACCUACAGGGGCCUGCUGGAGACAGAGGAGUCCAGACCACUCAGUACGGGAGGCUCCAAGACCACAAUCACAACAACGACUGUGCGAAGCUAAGAGGACCGACUGGCAGACAAAAAAGUUCUAAGACACGCAGACAAACAGGCACGCGCUGAUGUCACCGAAGCCGUUUCACGCGACAAGUCGAGCCACGCUGAAUAAAAUGCUGAACAACAGGCCUAUUUGACUUCAGGAAUGAAUCAUGAAUUGUUUUGAAGUUGCAAAUGGAAUAAUAAUAAGUGUUUGACAUGGGCGUGUUUGUACGUGUGUGUGUGUGUGAACAAAUAAAACUGCCAGUAAACUAAAAAA
Molecule: messenger RNA, 1581 nt
Organism: Cynoglossus semilaevis (tongue sole)
Lineage: Eukaryota; Metazoa; Chordata; Actinopteri; Pleuronectiformes; Cynoglossidae
Product: keratin, type I cytoskeletal 13-like
Exons: 8
Coding region: 91-1329 (412 amino acids)
Cellular component (GO): cytoskeleton
Molecular function (GO): structural molecule activity
Source: RefSeq, a predicted model, not a curated record